AUGUGCACAAACACAGGGGAGUGCGACAUUUUCGACGUUUUGGACUUCCUAGAAAGGGAGCCUGUGUUGCUUCACAUAUUGCUGGAACUUGUGAGAGAAACAGUAGAGUUUGAAACUACACUCCUCACCCGCUUGGAGAAGGCGGAGAGGAGGUUGGAGGGAUUCGAAGGGCGAAAUCCUCACGAAGAAAUGGAAGAGGAACUGGUAUCUCAGGAACCGGACUUUAAUGAAGAAGAGGCCGAAUUUGCUCCUCUGCUUGAAAGCGAUGAUAAGGCCGAAAUCUGGCCAUCCGGAGCAGAGUGGGAUGGAGAAGAAGAACCUGAGGUACUGGCGGCACCAAUGAAGGCGAGUGGCAUUAUAAAACCGGCAGAAUCGGUCCGUGAACUUGCCCUGGUUGUUUUGACAACAAAUAAUAGAGAACAAGCAAAACCCUUUCAAAAGGAAGAGUGGUGUGGAACAUUUGCUGGUUGCCACCCUUGUAAAGUUUGUCAACUUUUAACUCUAAAAAGAUUUCCUGCGCUAGAACAAUUGUAUGCGCUUGGUGCUUUGAAUCAUCGCGGUGAAUUAACCAAAUUGGGAAGACGUAUGGCUGAAUUUCCGUGUGAUCCUUGCAUGAGUAAAAUGAUUAUCGCAUCCGAAAAAUAUGGAUGUUCUAAAGAAAUCAUCACUAUUGCUGGAAUGUUAUCAUGUAAUGCAGCAGUGUUUUAUCGGCCUAAAGCUUUGGUUAUCCACGCAGAUACUGCUCGAAAAGGCUUUUGGUACCAAGCGGUGAUCAUCUUACUUUACUCAAUGUUUAAAUCGUUGGCGCGGUACCAACUACUCGUAGCAAUGUACAGGACGAUGAAAAAAGCUCGGGAUGUUUGUGAUCAGCUUGAAGGUUUACUGGAAAAAGUUGAAAUAGGCCAGGUUUGA
Molecule: messenger RNA, 912 nt
Organism: Loa loa (African eye worm)
Lineage: Eukaryota; Metazoa; Nematoda; Chromadorea; Rhabditida; Onchocercidae
Exons: 5
Coding region: 1-912 (303 amino acids)
Cellular component (GO): intracellular anatomical structure; catalytic step 2 spliceosome
Molecular function (GO): RNA binding
Source: RefSeq, a predicted model, not a curated record